CGGCGGCGGCGGCUCUCUCGGAGGGCGGCGGCCUGGGCCGGACGAGCCAUGGCGGCCCCGGAGCCAGCGCCCAGGCGGGGCCGGGAGCGGGAGCGGGAGGAUGAGAGCGAGGACGAGAGCGACAUCCUGGAGGAGAGCCCGUGCGGCCGCUGGCAGAAGCGGCGGGAGCAGGUGAACCAGGGGAACAUGCCCGGGGUCCAGAGCACCUUCCUGGCCAUGGACACAGAGGAGGGGGUGGAGGUGGUGUGGAACGAGUUGCACUUCGCCGACAGGAAGGCCUUCGCAGCCCAUGAGGAGAAGAUCCAGACCAUGUUUGAGCAGCUGGUGCUGGUCGACCACCCCAACAUUGUCAAGCUGCACAAGUACUGGCUGGAUGCCUCAGACGCCUGGGCGCGGGUCAUCUUCAUCACGGAGUAUGUGUCGUCGGGCAGCCUCAAGCAAUUCCUCAAAAAGACCAAGAAAAACCACAAGGCCAUGAACGCUCGGUCCAUCCGCCACCAGGCCUGGAAGCGCUGGUGCACACAGAUCCUGUCUGCACUCAGCUUUCUACAUGCCUGCAGCCCCCCCAUCAUCCACGGGAACCUGACCAGCGAUACUAUCUUCAUACAGCACAACGGCCUCAUCAAGAUUGGCUCCGUGUGGCACCGCAUCUUCUCCAACGCACUCCCAGACGACCUCCGAAGCCCUAUACGUGCGGAGCGUGAGGAACUACGGAACCUGCAUUUCUUCCCCCCAGAGUACGGCGAGGUUGCCGAUGGCACUGCUGUGGACAUCUUCUCCUUUGGGAUGUGUGCGCUGGAGAUGGCUGUGCUGGAGAUCCAAGCCAACGGGGACACCCGGGUCACGGAAGAGGCCAUCACUCGUGCCAGGCACUCACUAAGUGACCCCAACAUGCGGGAGUUCAUCCUCUCGUGCCUGGCCCGGGACCCCGCCCAUCGGCCCUCUGCCCACAACCUCCUCUUCCAUCGAGUGCUCUUCGAAGUGCAUUCUCUGAAGCUCCUGGCAGCUCACUGCUUCAUCCAGCACCAAUACCUCAUGCCUGAGAAUGUGGUGGAGGAAAAAACCAAGGCGGUGGACCUGCAUGCAGUCCUGGCAGAGAUCCCCCGGCCGCCCUGGCCCCCACUGCAGUGGCGGUACUCGGAGGUCUCCUGCUUGGAGCUUGACAAAUUCCUGGAGGAUGUCAGGAACGGGAUCUACCCACUGAUGAACUUUGCCGCUGCUCGGCCCCUGGGGCUGCCCCGUGUGCUGGCCCCACCCCCUGAGGAGGCCCAGAAGGCCAAGACCCCGACGCCAGAACCUUUUGACUCGGAGACCAGAAAGGUGGUCCAGAUGCAGUGCAACCUAGAGAGGAGUGAGGACAAAGCCCGCUGGCAUCUCACUCUGCUUCUGGUGCUGGAGGACCGGCUGCACCGGCAGCUCACUUACGACCUGCUCCCAACGGACAGUGCCCAGGACCUCGCCGCCGAGCUGGUACACUAUGGCUUCGUUCAUGAGGAUGACCGGACCAAGCUGGCUGCCUUCCUGGAAAGCACCUUCCUCAAGUACCUUGGAGCUCAGCCAUGACCUCGCACCCCAGCCCCAGGGACCAGCCAUGGCAGCCCACGUGGGGAAGCCCCACAUGGGCCCAGGGCUCAGAGGGCCAGGGGCUGUCCUCUGCGGACAUGCUGAUGACCAGGGGCUGAUGACCAACGCCCGCUAGUGAGGAACCUCUGCCUUCCACAGCUUUCAAGGAGGCGUUGGAGUGGGGUGGGAGGUGGUGGGCUUGGGGCCACAGGGGGCCCAGCAGGGGGUGAAGGAGCCUGGGUUGGGGGUCGGGGGUGGAUAGGUAGGCCCCACAAGUCCUUAGGAUCAGGAUUUCCCCACCUAGCCCGUUUCCACAACUCACAAUCCCUUCCCAUACCCUCCGUUGCCUGGCCAAGAGUUCUGCCCCCAGCCCAAGGUAUCUGGUCAGGGACCAAGCCUUCAGCAGGGGGAGGCUGACCUGCCAGGGAGCCCCAGCACCGGGGGUGGAGGGUCAGUCCUGGAUGGACGUCUGCCUGGGGAAAUGCCCAUACCCUGCUGGAACCACAGCCCCAUCCCAGGAACCCCCACAUUGAACCAGUGGUACCACACCUGCAGGCGUCAGGCACAAGGCCGGGCCCGGCAGGGCCAUGACGUGGCAGGAGAAGCAGAUGGCAGAGACACGUCGAGGAGUUCACAGCCUUCCAACCCCUGCCUGGUGCAGACCCCCCCCCCCCCGGGGGGGGGCCUCUUCUGACUUUCUGCUGCUCUGAGACCGGGACCUGCCAUGCCCUCUGCGCACUGUUCUGGCCCGAUAGCCCCCUACCAAAGGGCUGUUUUCUCCCGCAUUCCCCAGCCUGGAGGGGUUGGGCUCAGGCAUCCUCCCUGCUCUCACUGUGCCUCCUCGCAAAUUCACUACUCGCCAUGUUACGUUCCUCACUCCUGUGGCAGCUGCCUCCCGAGUCCUGAGGAUACAAGCCCCUGACUCCAUCUCUGCCACUCAACUCCCUCCCACCCCUCAUUGCUCUGGCCUCCUUUCUACUGGACCACCUCCCCUCCAUCUUCAAAUUGAGUUAAACAUUCUUAAGCAUUUUAAAUUGCAUGUAUAAACUUAGUGCAUUCAGGUCUCUUUUAAGUAUUUCUAUUGUCAAACCAGGAAAGCUCAUCCCUGUGUUACUUCUCUGUUUCUGUAAGAAUUUACCACAAACUUAGUGGCUUAAAACACAGAUUUAUUGUAGUUCUGCAGGUCAAAAGUCUGGUACAGGUCUCAUCAGACUAAACUCAAGGUGUUAGCAAGGCUGCAUUCCUUUCUGGAGGCUCUAGGUGAACCUAGAACUAAUUCCUAGGUUUCCAUUUCCUGCUCCAUCAGGCUGUUGGCCUGCAGGUGUCAGGCACGGCGUGGGCACUGGCCAGGAAUUCAUUUCCUUGUGGUGAUAGGGCCAAGGUCCCCAUUUUCUUGCCCUCUGUAAACUGAAGGUCAUUCUUGGUCUCUACAGGCUCCACCAUUCCUUGGCUCAUGUACCCAUCCUCCAUCUUCAAAGCCAGCAACAGCCGGUUGAGUCUUUCUCAUGAACCAUCUGUCUGGUUUUCUGCAGCCAGGAAAGCUUCAUGUAAUUAGGUUGGGUCCACCUGAAUAAUCCAGAAUAAUCUCCCCAUUGCAAGGUCCUUAAUCAUAUCUGCAGAAUCCCUUUUGCCAUAUAGAGUUGACAUUCACAGGUUCUGGGGGUUAGGGCAUAGACACCUUGGAAAGAGGGUAUCAUUUUUCCACCUACUACAUUAUCCUAACCAAAAACCAAAAUAAAAGUUACCAAGGUGUAUCAAAUGUACAAACAUAGUGAAUCUCAAGGUGUCUUAAACAUCCCAAUAUUCUACAACGUUACUCAUAUUCUCACAUCUUUCAACUUAAAUAAAUCCACAAUAACAUACACAUCUAGUUGGAAAUCCUGAUGUCAUCGUCUUAAGCAAUAUGAGUGUCAAUAACAGAUUGUACCCGUGAUUAAACUGAACUCAAAAGUAUCAAUACUAUCAUUGCUUCAUUUAAUCAUGCUUAUGUUAAGAUUUUCAUUUUAUCUUUUCAAAGUCAUAUACAUAUUAUUUAAAAAGUGGAAUGGGUUUUCCUAAGCCAACAAUAAAUAAUGUAGUCUCGAA
Messenger RNA from Canis lupus familiaris (dog), 3648 nucleotides. It is a transcript of the gene NRBP2, whose product is annotated as nuclear receptor binding protein 2. The coding region runs from base 49 to 1563 and encodes 504 amino acids. Gene Ontology annotation, biological process: protein phosphorylation; intracellular signal transduction; endoplasmic reticulum to Golgi vesicle-mediated transport. The transcript has 18 exons. Gene Ontology annotation, molecular function: protein serine/threonine kinase activity; ATP binding. The record is from RefSeq and is a predicted model, not a curated record. Lineage: Eukaryota; Metazoa; Chordata; Mammalia; Carnivora; Canidae. Gene Ontology annotation, cellular component: cytoplasm; endomembrane system.